Molecule: messenger RNA, 1679 nt
Organism: Lycium barbarum (goji berry)
Lineage: Eukaryota; Viridiplantae; Streptophyta; Magnoliopsida; Solanales; Solanaceae
Product: aspartic proteinase Asp1
Exons: 8
Coding region: 267-1556 (429 amino acids)
Biological process (GO): proteolysis
Molecular function (GO): aspartic-type endopeptidase activity
Source: RefSeq, a predicted model, not a curated record
UAGAUGGAGAAAGAAUGAGUACAACCAAAUAAUGUCCUUUAGACAGGACAUGAAGCAAGGAAAGGAGUAAACAGAGGAAUCCAAGCAAUGCCAAACUAAACCUCAGUUGUCAAGUAAAUUAAAAACCUUUCCAAAGUAUCCCACAUGACUUCAUCCCCUUCAUUUCUAUUGGGUGUGAAACAUAUAAAUAGCCACAAGAUUUUGCUGAAUUAAUUAAUUAACGAACAUAACUUUUUCUGGUAAUUUUGUUACUAUAGGAAAGAGAGAUGAACAUUCUUGGCAUAUGGGUGAUGUUUGUGGUUGUAGCUGUUUCAGCAGUAGCAGGAGCAGGUUCUGGGGAUAUUAAUCAGCAGCAGAAAUGGUGGAAAUGGAUGUCAUCAAGUUCUGGAGCAUCUUCAUCAUCAGUGGUCAAUCCAGUUGUCUCUUCUUCAAUUGUCCUACCACUCGUUGGCAAUGUCUAUCCCCUUGGUUAUUACUAUGUUCAACUGAAUAUAGGGCAGCCUUCAAGGCCUUUCUUUCUUGAUCCUGACACUGGCAGCGACCUCACCUGGCUCCAAUGUGAUGCUCCCUGUGUUCGCUGCACAAGAGCGCCUCAUCCAUUCUACAAACCAAACAAUGACCUUGUGCCAUGCAAGGACCCGCUUUGUGCCUCGUUGCACCAGGGUGAUCACAGAUGUGAGAGUCCAGAACAAUGUGACUAUCAGGUUGACUAUGCCGAUGGAGGUUCAUCUCUAGGUGUCCUUCUUAAUGAUUUGUUUACGUUCAACAUGACCAAUGGUGCUUGGAUAAUACCUCGUUUGGCUUUAGGGUGUGGAUAUGAUCAGUUACCUGGUCAAGCUUUUCAUCCUUUGGAUGGAGUGCUUGGUCUUGGGAAAGGAAAAGCGAGCAUUGUGUCUCAGCUUCACAGCAAGGGUCUAGUGCGAAAUGUGGUAGGCCAUUGCUUGAGUGGCAGAGGAGGAGGCUUUCUCUUCUUUGGAGAUGAGGUUUAUGAUUCCUCACGCAUAGUCUGGACUCCUAUGGCACAUGAUCACAUGAAGCACUAUUCAGCAGGAUCUGGAGAACUCAUAUUUGGAGGUAAAGGCACAGGAUUCAAGAACCUUUUUGUGGUCUUUGACAGUGGAAGUUCCUUCAGUUACCUAAACUCACAUACAUACCAAGGUUUCAUUUCACUAUUGAAGAAAGAACUGAAUGGGAAGCCGCUAAGAGAAACAAAGGAUGACUAUACACUCCCAUUAUGCUGGAAGGGCAGGAGACCUUUCAAAACCAUAAAUGAUGUGAAGAAAUACUUCAAGCACUUUGCACUUAGCUUUUCCAAUGGACGGAAAUCCAAAGUUCAUUUCGAAAUCCCCCCUGAAUCAUAUCUUAUUAUCUCAUCAAAGGGCAGUAUCUGCUUGGGAGUUCUAAAUGGUACUGAAGCUGGCCUGCAAAAUGUCAACCUUAUUGGAGAUAUAUCAAUGCAAGAUAAAAUGGUGAUCUAUGACAAUGAGAAGCAAGCAAUAGGCUGGAGCCCUGCAAAUUGUGACAGUCCACCAAAGUCGAAUAACAUGAUAAUGUAAUUAAACUAAGAAGACUAAUCUUUUAUCUUUUGGUUCAUGUUACCAUUUCAGUUUAAUCAUUCUAUUUGUAUGUGCUUUCAUAAAUAAAUGGGGAAUUAAUAAUAAGAACCCUCCCCUUUUGUA